Molecule: messenger RNA, 12012 nt
Organism: Stylophora pistillata
Lineage: Eukaryota; Metazoa; Cnidaria; Anthozoa; Scleractinia; Pocilloporidae
Biological process (GO): plus-end-directed vesicle transport along microtubule; positive regulation of autophagosome maturation
Cellular component (GO): autophagosome; lysosome; late endosome
Source: RefSeq, a predicted model, not a curated record
AACACUACUUCGCAACUUGAGGACAUAAAAGAGACGCUCGCUAGCAAAGAAAACGAGAUAGGCAAUCUUAAUUCCAAAUUCAAAGAACAGCAAAUGACAUGCGCGGAACUCAGCACGAAGUGUGAAGAAUCAAGUCUGAAGGUUAGAGAGCUUGAAGAGAACUGCGCUGCAAAGGAAGUGGAAUUGAAAACACUGAAAACUGCUUCGGAAGCACAACACUUGCUAAAUGAACAAUUGAACCAAAGCUCUGUGGAGUCUAAUGGACAGAUAACGCAGCUUCAAAGUCACUUGAGGGAAAAAGAUCAAGAGGUCAAUUCACUUCAGGCAAAUUUGGUAGAAAAACACACAAGACUGGAGCAAGCAGAGGAACUUUUGAUUACAAAAGAAAAAGGUUUAACAAACCUUGAAAGAAAAUUGGAAGAGCAGAACAGCACUAUUCAACAGCUGAGUUGUAGCCUGCAAACUGCAGAAAGUCAGGUGAGGGAUCUUGAAGAAGCUGCAACCAAGAACAAUGAGGAAGCAAGUUCACUGAAAAAGGAACUUGAAGCUCUAGGCUUGGAGCAUGAAGAACUGAAGUCAAGUUUUACCGAUGCUAGUUCUCAGAUGAAAGAGCUGCAUGAUCUGCUCGCGGCAAAGGAGAGAGAGUUGAAUGUCCUUAAAGCCAGUAUGGAAGACCAAGGCUCAAACUUUAUUGAACUUACAUCUCGUUUGACGGAGCAAAGCGCUCAGUUACAGGAACUCGCCAAUUCUUUAUCUGCUAAAGAAAAUGAGAUCAGCACUCUUCGAGUCAGCUGUGAAGAGGAAAAAGUGCGAUUUAGUGAGCUUGAAUCUCGAUACAGAAAUGAAAUGGCUGGACUUGAGGAUAAAAUCGUACAGAGAGAGAACGAGAAUGCAGCUCUGAAAGCUGAGUGCCAAGAGAAUGUAUCAAGUCUUAGUGAGCUUAACGCAAGUUAUGACGAGGCCACGUCUAGAGUCAAAGAGCUUCACGAAAUUAUAAAAGGUAAGGAAGAAGGAUUUAGGGUUCUUGGUGCUGAAUUUGAAGAGCAGAAUUCCAAUUAUAACCAGCUUAAAGCAACCUUAGAGGAAUCAAGUUUGAAGAUAACCGAACUUCAGCAGGCCCUUCAGGCUAAAAGUAAAGAGGUAGACCUGUUGCAGUCCAGCUCAGAGGAAAAAGCGCUCACUCUUGAGCAACUGAAUGUGAGCUAUAGUGAAUUGGCGGCUCAAGAAAGAGAACUACGGGAUUUGCUUGUGGUCAAAGAGGCUGAAAUGGAAAAGUUGCAGAUUAUUGUAGAUGAGCAAGCUUCUCAUUUAGAACAGUUACGGGCAAGCAAUGCUGAGAAUUCGUCUCAAGUGAAUCAGUUAAUGAAGGAACUUAAGGAUAAAGAUACAGAACUUAGCCAGAUGCAUGUUGAUUUUGUCGACAAAAAUGCCAGCAUUGGAGAUCUAGAGGAUCGUUGGACUGAAACGAAUUCUUUGCUUAACCAAUUGCAGCAGAGAGUUGCCGAAAAAGAGGAAGAAGUGAACUCGUUGAAAUCAAGUUUGGAUAAUCAGAGCAUCGACUUUGGAACUAAAUACGACGAAAUGCAUGCUGGAAUGAGUGAUCUACGUAUGUGUCUCGCUAGUAAAGAAAAGGAGCUCCUUGUGUUGCAGACUUCUUUACAGGAGAAGAACACAAGUGUUGAAAACCUUGACACCAGCUUAAACGAGACAAACGCACAACUGGAGGAUCUGAGGAGUCAGCUGGCAGCUAGAGACAGCAAGUUUGUUGCGUUGAAGAAGAAAGCACAGGCUUUGAAGAAAUCUUAUGAAGUAGUGUCUGCUGAGAAUGAUAGUAAUAGAGAGGAAUUGGAAGAGCUGAGGAAGGAGAAGGGGCUUUUCUUGGAAGAAAAAGAAGCAAUGGAAACUUGUUUAGCGCAGCUGAUUGAACACAAGAAUCAACUUCAAGCCAAAAACGAGGAGGUUCAAGAAUUAGAAACGAAGAUUGGGAAAGUAGAAGAAGCACUUCAGCUGACCAGUGGUGAAAAUGAAAACUUGGCAUCAAAAAUCAGUGAGCUUCGAGGGGAAUUAGAUUCUCUUGAACAAGAAAAGAAGCAGCUGAUAAGUGAACGUGAGGAAUUUGUUUCUCGCCUUAGUGAAGUAGAGUCAGAGAAGUUGUCGAUGGAAACCUCUAUUCAUGAUGGCAGAGAGGAGAUGUCUUUAGUUCAGUCAGAAAAUGAGAGCUUCAAGACUAAUUUGGAUGAAACGAAGAAGCAACUUGACCAUAAAGUGAAGGAGGUCAGCGAUCUUAAAGAGGUCAUAGAUCAUUUAAAAAGCGUUGUGGAGGAAACUAAUAAGUCUUCUCAAGAAGAUCUAAAACAGCUGGAGUUAAAAAAGAACGAAGAAUUACACGAGAAGCUCUUAGCCAAAGAUGGAGAACUGUUGGAAUUGUCUGAAGACUUGUCUCUCACCCAAACAACGGUUGGGGAAUAUCAAGCUAAAUUGCUGGAAAAUGAAGACGCUUUGCAAAAACAAUGGAACGCUUUCGAGGAGGAAAAAGAAAGCUUGCAAGGAAAGCUUAGAGAUAUCUUAGCUGAAAAGAAUUCUUUGGAAAAGAAGCUCUCUGAGAUGAGAGAGAGUCAUGAUGCUUCAUUGUCAGAGUUCGAUUCUGUUAAAGCUGAAGUUGAAAGAGCCAGAAGUGAGAUAGAGUUGAAAGAUAACCAAAUAAACACCUUGCGGAAUGAAUUAAAUGGGAUGCAGAAAGUUGUUGAGGAAGAACUUGUUUCAUCCCAAAAAGAGGAAUCGUUGAGCAAUCAACUAAUUGCAAAGGAAACAGAGCUCUUGGACCUGCAAAAAAAACUGAAACACUUUCAGGAGGCAUUACUUCUGAAAGAACAGGAGGCCAAUGAACUGAGCGAGAGAUCAAGAAAGAGCGAAGAAGCUAUGUCGAUUACGAACACUAAACUUCAUGAUAUGCGUGCGCAGGAAAGUAAACUAAAAGAAUCCUUAGAGGAAGCUGAGCUAAAAAUUGUCCAUUUGCAGGCAGAGCUUAAUGACGUUGCUUCAGAGUUAAGGCAAGUGUCUCAGGAAAAGACAGCUUUUGAGUCAGAGUUGCUUGACGUCAAGGACAGACUGGGUGCUGCUGACCUGGAGUUGAAUUCCUUACGGGUUACCUCAGAUAACACCUCCAGAGAGCUAGCCCUAAAAGAAGAAUGUGUAAUUAACCUCGAACGAGUUGUUUCUGAGUCAAAGGCUAUGCUCGAGAAAGAACGUCAAGGAAAAGAAGACACAGAUGCGUUGAUGGAAAGGGAACAAGCCCUAAAUAACGAGUUGGAAGAUACUAUUAACGAAUUGAGUGGGAUGAAAAAGCUUUGUCAAGAUCAAGAAAAAGCAAUGAUUGAAUUUAAAAAAGAACGUUGUGAGAAUUUGGAGGAACUAAAAGUAGCUAAAUCACACGCUGAGAAGCUGAUUGAUACGCUUGAAGAAAUGAAGUCUUCUCUGAAUGCUGUUAGUAAAGAGAAAGAUACCGUAAUGGCAGAGCUGGAAGAGACUAAAGGUAAACUAAGCGAAGUGUUGGCUGCUAAGGCUUUGUUGGAGUUAGAUCUUCAUGAUAUCAGCGUGAAGCUGGAAGCAGCAACAGCUGAGCAAGAGCGCUAUGCUAAAGAAUUAGGAGGCACAAAGAAGGAGCUUCUUGACCGUGAAGAGAAACUCGAAGAGUUGCGAAGCGUCGGGGAACCUCAGAUAGAGCAAGUAACUCCAGUGGAUGUAGUUCUUCUGAGUGCUGCACCCGAAAGAGAAUUCUUACUGGGAACACCAGCCGAUGAAGUUUCAAAAUCCUCGUCGCGAGAAAGACAACUUGUCAAUCAAAUUGAACAGCUUGAAAAGGAAAAAGGUAACCUGGAAGCUGAACUGACGGACAUUGUGUCAAAGGUGAAAGAGGUCACAGAUGCAAGAAGUGCUAUCGAGGUGGAGCUUAACAAUACAAAGGCAGCCAUGAAUGAGUUGACGGUACAGCAUGAGUGGGUAACAUCUGAACUGCAAAACCUAAAGGAAGAGUUUGAGGAACAAGAAAAUGAAUUGCACAGGUUAGGGCAAGAACUAGUCGAUGCAAAAAAGGUCAAAGAGGAACUACAAACGAAUAAUGUAAACGAGAACGAAGACAGACUGCAACAAGCUGAAGAGGAAAUUGUACAGAUGAAGAUCAACUUUGAAGAAACUGUCAGCAAGAGAGUUGAGGAAAUUUCGGAAGCAAAAGAACUUGAGAAGGUUCAAAUAGAAGAGCAACUUGCAAAGAAAUUGGAAGACAUCAAAAGUCACAAGGACGAAGUGAUUGCUAAGUUGAAGGACAAAAUACGUGAGAAAAUUGACCUUAACAAGAAAAUGACAGCUGAGUCCAGGCUCAAGUUGGCCAAAGCGCAGAAGGAAAAGGAAGAAGCUUUGCAGGAAGUUCAGUCUCAGCUAGAACUUCAGACGCAAACAACCGAACAGCUGUCGGCUGCAUUGGAUCAGCAAAGAGAAAUUUCCAAAAAUAAAGAUGAGGAGGUGGAGAUGCUUAAAAGAAAACUCGUCGAAUUGGAGAAUGAAGACGGACAGAAAGACCUGGACUGGCAGGAAACACUCUUGGAGUUGCAGAAUCUUAAACUAGAGAUAGAGAAGCGUGAUCAAGAAAAAAUUGAAUUAGAUACUCGUCUUCAGGCCAGUGUAGGUCAGGAUGAAUUUGAGAAGUCAAUUACAGACAGGAAUAAACUUAUUGCCAACCUUAAAAAAAGGUUAAAGGAAGAACGAACAGCAAAGAAAGAAGAAAUGACCAAAUGGCAGCGUGCUAUUGCAGAGAAGGACGCCGAAAUUCAGCAGCUAGAGUCUUCUCACGCCGAAGCACUUGCGGAUGCGGACAAGAGGCUUGAGGCUGUCCAUGAGCAUAACAGAAACUUAGAGGAGAAACAGGAGGCGCUGGAAAAUGAGUUGCACAGCACCGAGGAUGAGAUGAAUAAUCUCAAAAAGCAAUCCGAAAACGCGAAGAACGAAAUGGAAAAGAAGCAGAAGCAGCUUCAGAAAGAACUUGAUGAAAGAGACGCAGACUUCACCUCGAGUAUGGAUGCACUCAAUUCUCAAAGAGAAGAGGCUGAGAAACUAAUCGAACAACUAAGAACAGAGGCUGAAGCUCGUGCAGAGGAAAUAGUUAUGUUGAAAGAGGAAGAGGCUAAUCAGCAGCAAGAGAAGCAGCUCCUGCUUGACGAAGUUCAACAACUUAGCGAAGCUGUUGAACAUCUUAAAGAGAAGGACAUGGAUAUUGCCAAACUGGAACAGGAGCUGGAUGCUGUGGUAGAGGAGAAAGGUAAACUCGAACACCAGCUUAAAGCUGCGGGAGAUGAGCUUGUGAAAUUGAAAGAAGCGAACGAACAGCUGCAGAGAGAAGUCGAAAGUACCAAAGUCGCGUUAGUCGAAGCUCCAACUAAAGUUGAAGCCACAAGCGCGUUGUUGGGAACUGUUGGCUCUUCCUUCGAUGAGGCUGUUCUCACUGUUGGAGAUGUUGUACCCUCAGAGAAUGUGCAAUCAAUGCGUGAAGAGAUUCAAGAGUCCAUUCCAUUGGAACACGAUCAGGCUCAGAAUUCUGCCAUCAGAGAAGAACUUGAAAAAGUUACAAGACAGCUGUUGGGUAUCCAAGCCGAAUUUUCCAAAGUAAAAGCCAUGAAUGAGAAACUUAAAGCAAAACUGCGAGUGCAAGUGAAAAGGACGAAGGUGAAGUCCGAAUCGCUCAGCGAUAUAGAUUCAAAUGAGCUAAAAGAAGAAAUUGAAAAAGUUCGCCUCGAGAAACUGAACUUAGAAAAAACGGCUUACGAGGCACGAGAAGAAGUAGACGUAAUCAUGCGUCACAAAGAUGCUGUCAUUGGAGAUUUGAAAGUAAAGAUUCAGCAGCUUCAAGAUGAGCAAAGGCGGCAAGAAAGCCUUUCAGAGAAACUGGAGAAACUUAUAGCACAGCGAGAUGAUGAGAUACAGGAGCUGAAUAAUCGUUAUCAAACCGUGUGCAAAGAGAAAGACACACAUAUCCAAAGUCUUGAGAAGUCCCUCGAGCAAGAAAAGCUUACUAGUAUGCAAGAACUUGAGCACUGUAAAGCUGGAUAUGAACAAGUACUAAGUAACAGAGACACUAAUGGGGAAAGUCUACAACGAGACAUUGCCAAUGCCAGGAAGGAAAUAGAACACCUGAAAGGCCAGCUUAACGAAGCAAAUCAGUCUUUGGAAGAACUGACUAAGCUCAAAACCGACUUUGAUCACAUUGUGUCUGGCUUGCGCGAAGACCUUCAAGAGGCACUAGAUGGGAAAGCAGCCGCUGAUCAAAUUGCGCAUGAGUUCCGAGUCCAGCUCAGAAGAAGCAAAUCUUCAACAGAACAGAGUGGUGUUGGAGUUAGCGAUAUUGCCAUUGGAACUCCAGAAGGGGACAGGUCAUACGAAGAUGUCCGGGUCAAAGCUGCUCAGGAAGAAGUGUUCAAGUUAAAGGAAGCUUUGGAGUCAUUGAAUAAAGAAAAGGAGGAACUUGAAAAGAGUUUAGAUGACGGCAAACAAGGUAACGAUGAGGCACAAAUCAAGGAACUUGAAGUAGAUGCAAAGGAUGGAGUGGAAGAGAUGGAAGGAGAACUGUCUGCCCUGUCAAAUGACGUAGUUUGGUUGCAAAAUGAGUUGAAGAAAGCUUCGUCGCUCAAUAAAAGCUUAGAUAACAAGCUGAAGGCGUUGUCAAGAAGAAAAAGAACAAGAUCAGAUCCAAGAGAAGAAGAUAGUGAGAUGAGAGCCGAAAUUGAAAGGACUCGAGCCGCUAAACUAGAGAGCGAACGAAAGGAGCAAGAACGUCGGGAGGAGCUUGAUGAAUUUGUCAAAGAGAAAGAAAUUAUUGUUGCUGCUCUCAGGUCAAAAUUGGAGCUUGCUUUGCAGGAAAACGAAGGAGCUAUCAAUAAAAUCCGAGACUAUGAAAAACAGCUGCUAGAAAAAGAUUUCAGAGUUCGCGAUUUGACCGAACAAAUAUCGCCUUUGCUUUUAGACAACGAUGCGCUGAAUAAAACGGUAGAAGAGCUUAAUGAAUUGAAUUCCGAACUACAGUCUUCAGCAGACCUUGCAGCAGACACAAAGCUGGAGUUGGACAGUAAGCAGUUGCUCCUUAACGAAAGAAACCAAAGAAUCUCUGAAUUGGAGACUCAGAUGAAACGCACUGAGCAAGAACAUCAAGAGUUUAUUGAAGGAAUUAAGAGGAAGCACGAAGAUCUCUUGUCUGAGAAAGAAAAACAAUCGCAACAAUCAAUCACGGAACUAAGUGAGAAAAACAAAGAGCUGGAGGAAAAUAUACACAUGGUCACUGAACAAAAAGGUGAGAUCGAGAAAGAGUUGUUGAAAACUAAAUCUGAGCUUGAGCAAGUUGUUCAAGACUCUUUUCCCGUUAUUGAAGAGAAAGAUCGUAAGAUUAACGAGCUCCAACUCGCAAUGGAUGAGAACCAGAAGAAAACCGACGAAAGUAUUUUCCAUUUGCAAGCUAAUGAGAAGGAGUUGCAAGAACGAAUUCAAGUGCUUGAUGCCCGUAACAACGAAAUUAAAAAUAAUCUUCAACAAGUGCAGUCGGAGCUUGAGAAACGACUGCAGGAGGGAGAGGGAUUAGAGGAGGAACUUAUGCAUGCACAUUCCCAGAUUGACGAACUAAACGCUGAACUGUCUGUUGCUUACCAAGAAAAACAGGAUAUUAAUAAGCUGCAAAGCAACUUCCACCACAUCAUUUCAGGACUUCGUGAGGAUCUUCAGCAUGCCCUUGAUGGGAGAGCAGCAGCCGAUGAAAUAGCUCACGAGUUCCAGGUUCAGUUGGAAAAUUUGAAGAAGUCGUCGCCGGAGGUUUCUGCUGAUAGUAACCUGAUAAAAGAAAACAAUAAAAUUGCCGAGAUGCUUCAGGCAACACGACGUGAGGUUUCCGACUUAACAACUGCCCUCGACGUAACGAGCAAAGAAAGAGAUGACUUGCAAGAUAAGAUCAGAGAGUUUUCCAUCCAAGAGACAAGUAUCAAAGAACCCUUUUCGAGUAGUGAGGUAGACUGGAAGCUUCCUAAGAAGGAAGACCGCGAAAAGCCAGUGGAAGAAGUCAUUUUGCAGUCUUCUGUUGAUAACCAAGUUACUGCCACUGCAAAUAAUGAAACGGAAAUAGAACUGGAAAACCUUAAGAAUGAAAUGAAGAAGAUCAAAGGAGUUAACGACAAGUUAAAGGCGAAGCUGAGAACCGUGAUGAAAAAGAAAAAAGAAAAGACCGAUUCUGGAGAUGAAGAAACUAGUUCUCGUGAUGAUUUACAAGCCGAGCUUGAGCAGGUUCGUCAAGAAAAGCUUGAAAGUGAAAAAGCAUGUCAAGAACUACGACUUGAAUUGGAGUCAUUUGUAAUACAAAAAGAGAGCAUCGUCAAGGAGUUGAAAAAUAAGAUCGAACAGCUGGUAGCGGACAGGGGAAAGAGUAGUAAUUUGAUUGAAGAGUAUGAGCAUCGGAUUGUGACGAAAGAUGGCGACUUAAAAGAGAUGAGAGAUAACAUUGGACGCCUUCAAAGUCAGAACGAUGAGGCUUGGAGAAUAGUUCAACAACUGAGGGAAGAAAAUGACAACUUGUACGUUCAGAAAGAAGAUGUAAUCUCGCAGAAAACUGAGAUCGAAGAUGAUUGCAAUGAUUUGAAGCGGGAGCUCGAACGAGUCGCUGAAAACCUGACGAGGAAAGAAAACGUAAUUUCAACGCUUGAGAAUCGCCUUCAGGACACAACAGAAAAUUACAAAACAGAGCUAGAGGCCACAAGGGUCCAGCAUGACGGAGUAAUUUUUGAAAUACAGAGUCACGCUGAUAGACUGGAACGGGAACUUUUGUCCACCAAAAAAGAGCUGGAGCAUUUAAAAGGCGAGUUAGGAGAAUUAAAGAGAGAAAGGGAAGAUAUAGCUCAACUCAAAGUUAACUUUGAUCAUAUAGUGUCGGGGAUUCACGAAGAUCUCCAACGUGCUCUGGAAGAAAAGGGAGCUGCUGAUCAAAUAGCACAUGAAUUUCAGGUUCAACUGAAACGACUGCAGAAAAAAUCAAAAACGUUUCCAACGAGUUUUAGAGAUGUAGCUGUUGAGGCGAUAGACACAGAGGGAAUGAACAUGCACGAAAGGCUAGAGAAUGCUCUGUUGGAGGUCUCCAACCUCCAAGACGUUUUGCAGUCUGUCAACAGUGAAAAGUUGGAUUUAGAAGAUAGAUUAAGAACACUUGAGGCCACGCCACAGUUAAGAGAAACACCAAAAGAUGCAAUAGAAAGAGGGCGAAAGGACGGUGAGCAGGAAGAGAUUGUUUCCAAGGUUGUCAUCCAGAGUCUAGGGAACGAGCCAAUUCAGACUGCAGUGUGUGAGACAGAGCCUCUGUUAAGUUCACCCCCUUCUGACCCUGACGAUGUUCAGAAAUUGAAGGAUGAGUUGUCUAAGGCACAUUCUGAACUAGAGAAAGUCAAAUUAGUCAACGAACGCUUAAAGGCUAAGGUUAGAGCGGCGAUUAGAAAAAACAAAGAAAAAGAAGGCAAAUCAGGUACUGGUGACGGAGAAAGCAGUGAAGAACUCAUAGCCGAGCUGAACAAAGUACGUCAAGAGAAAUUAGAGAGUGAAAAGGCGGCUCAGGAAUUAAGGAUCGAGUUGGACAGUUUUGUUAGAGAAAAGGAAGGAAUUUUUAAAGAGCUCAAAGCGAGCAUACAGAAGUUACUAUCAGAGAAGGAAGAGACCAGUAGUCUGGUGGAGUAUUAUGAAAAAUGUAUGAUGGAGAGAGAUGCUGAAAUUUGUACACUCGAGGAGCGGUUUCAGUCUUUGGAAGAGGAAAGGCAGGCUAUCGACCAAAAACUUUCCGAAAACAAAGUAGAAAACGAGAAUGUAAAAGCAGUUUUAGAGCAAGUCCAAUUGCAAAAGGGAAAAGCCGAAAAAGAACUGCAACAGGCCAAGCUGCAGCUGGAGCAUCUUCUUCAAGGAGAACAGCCUUUGCUUGAUGCGAAAGACCAGCAAAUUGCAGACCUCGAAGCCCAGUUGUCCAACCAGAAAGGCCUGAAUACAGAAGAAAAGAAACAGUUAAGAGAUCGUUACGACACUGUCAUAGCUGAACAACAAAACCAUUUGCACAAUUUAGAGGAAGCGCUUACCUCAACCCACGCUCAAACUGAACACUUGAAAACACAGGUUCAAACAUUGGAGAGAGAACGAGAAGAUAUUAACAAGCUAAGAGCAGACUUUAGCCACAUCGUGUCAGGUCUUAGUGAGGAUUUGCAGCGGGCUUUGCAGGGAAAAGUAACGGCUGACGAAAUCGCGUCCGAAUUCCAACUAAAGCUGAAGCAACUCGACAAAUCGUCAGCGUUGUCAGAAAGAGAUGUCAAAGAUGCUGGCGUGGGUAUAGGGGAGAUGGGUUUCCAAUCUUCUUCUGAGAAAGAUAAUAAGAAAUUGGAAGAAAUCAUCGAACACCUCAACGAGGAAAAGGAAAAGUUAGACGAGAGAAUUAUGGGACUUGACGUGGUUUUGCAAGACAGAGAAGGAGAGUUGGAAGAAAAAGAGAAACAAAUUCAGGAACAGCAGCUCGAAAUCGAAACAUUAACUACAGACCUUGCGAACGCUGCGGAGAAAUUUACCACCGACAUUAAUCAAGUUGUCGCUCAAGGAGAAGAAAUGAGGCGGAAACUACAAAGUAACUUUGACGCCAAAACUGAAGAGUUUGAUAGCCUUCAAGAGCAGUUCACGGCUUUAAAGGACGAUAAUGCGAGAGAGAAGGAACAGCUACAGGGCGAACUCGCUGAAAAGCGUCAAAUCAUAGACAAACUGAAUGAAGAUCUAAGUCAGUUCAGGAAUGGAGUGCAGAAUAAAUCUGAUGAAGAAAAGUUAUACGAGGAGCUGCAAGCAAACUAUGAAUUACUGGAGAAUGGUAACAACAAACUCCGCCAAGACUUGUAUAUGACAAUGAAAGGGAAGGAAAAUUUACGAGUCAAAUUGAGAAAGGACUAUGAUCAGAUCUUGUCGUCUUUGAAGCUGGAUCUUGAGCAGAGUCGACAGCAAAACCUCGAAAAAGAGAGAUUCAUUCACAACCAAAGAGUAGAAGUCGAAACUCUUGUUAAAGACAAAGAGUUACUAGUUGCCAAACUCAAAGACACCUUCGGUGUGACCGAGGAAAACACUCAGAGGUCUGAGGACGAUCAGACCGAUGGGGAUGACAUUGUGAGCGGCUUAAAGAACGAGAUAAACUGGCUUAGGAAAGAAUGUCAGGACUGUAGGAUGGAAAAAGACAAAUUGUAUACUAAGUUUCAUGAAGUGACAGAGGCGCUAAGAGGAGAACUGGAGAAGUCUUUAAGCGAGAAAGAAAACCUUACCCAAAAAACUGAAGAAACCCUUCAUCAAAAUAGGGAUCUUCAGCAGUCGUUGAUUGAAAAGCAGUCGGCGCUUACUAGAGCUAAAAUCCAGUUUGAACACAUCGGAAAAGGCUGGCGAAAUGAUCUCGAUGUUGCAAGAGCGGAAAAAGAAGAGGCUUUGAGUCAGCUUGGGGAACUUAGAAACCAGAGUGUCACUAUCGAUAUGCCUGUUGACGAGGAAGGAGCUUUGGAGACCAUAGAGCAACUCAGAGUUCGGUUACAAGAAAUGGAAGAGUUAUACGAGGCUAAAUGUCGCGAAGGGGAGGUUUCCCUGCAAAUUGAAGAAGUUGGAAGCCCCUCAAAGGAAUCUCCUACGAAAUACCAUUAUUCUUCACCGUAUGUCAGUCGCCAAUCCCGCUCUUUUACUGGUCAAUUAGGACGCUAUUUUAAACGAGGGUCUUCUGUUUCCCUGGGCAGGCCCCGUGGAUUCCGCAAGGCAGCCCUUGCCUUGUACUUUGUCGCUCUUCAUCUGUUGGCUUUUAUGUACAUAUUCCAAGUAUUAUUUUAGGAUUUAAUGUGUAGGCUGUAAGGAGCAUUAUUACACGGCUUUGGCAGUCAGAGGGCCAAUAACUAAAAUCAACCAAUCAAAAUGCUCUAUUGCCGGUCAAUAUUUUCUCAGUAUUGGACC